This is a messenger RNA of Merops nubicus (carmine bee-eater), 573 nucleotides long. RefSeq names its product prenyl (decaprenyl) diphosphate synthase, subunit 2 (gene PDSS2). Gene Ontology annotation, cellular component: mitochondrion; transferase complex. Gene Ontology annotation, biological process: ubiquinone biosynthetic process; isoprenoid biosynthetic process. Gene Ontology annotation, molecular function: prenyltransferase activity. The annotation marks the transcript as partial. Lineage: Eukaryota; Metazoa; Chordata; Aves; Coraciiformes; Meropidae. The record is from RefSeq and is a predicted model, not a curated record. The transcript is spliced from 5 exons.
GUUGUGGAACUCAUUUCAACUGCUAUUGGUGACUUAGUUCAAGGUAUAUAUUAUGAAAAUUCAAAAUCAUCUGAGAACUGCGUUACAGAUGAUAUCAGCAUCUCUAUGUGGAAGGAGCAGGUUUUCCUGUCCCAUAGUGCCUUGCUGGCAAAGAGCUGCCAGGCUGCGAUGGAGCUGGCAAAGCACAGCGCUGAGAUGCAGGACAUGGCCUUUCAGUAUGGAAAGCACAUGUCUAUGAGUCAUAAGCUGCAUUCAGACCUUCAGCCAUUUGUUAAAGAAAGUUCUAGUGACACCAUGGUCUUCAGUUUGAAUUCUGCUCCUGCAGUCCUCCAUCAAGAAUUCCUUGGAAGGGAAGCAUGGAUUAAACAGAUCAGAGAGGCACAAGGAAAAGGAAAUAUAAUGGACUACAAGAAGCUGCAGGAAGCAAUCAAGGCUGGCAAAGGUGUGACUUCCGCCAUCGACCUCUGCCGCUGCCACGGGAACAGGGCGCUGGCGGCCCUGGAGCGCUUCCCUCCCUCCGAGGCCAGGGCUGCCUUGGCCAACAUCGUCUACGCCGUGACCAGGUUCCCCUGA